This is a messenger RNA of Gamsiella multidivaricata, 3234 nucleotides long. Its product is annotated as SNF2 family N-terminal domain-containing protein. Gene Ontology annotation, molecular function: histone binding; ATP hydrolysis activity; DNA binding. The coding region runs from base 1 to 3234 and encodes 1077 amino acids. Gene Ontology annotation, cellular component: chromatin; nucleus. The record is from RefSeq and is a predicted model, not a curated record. Lineage: Eukaryota; Fungi; Mortierellomycota; Mortierellomycetes; Mortierellales; Mortierellaceae. Gene Ontology annotation, biological process: nucleosome organization; regulation of transcription by RNA polymerase II. The transcript is spliced from 13 exons.
AUGGACAGAGAAGAGGUUGUUGAACAUGUCUCUGAAGACGAGACCAUGCACAGCUCGGACGAGAGACCUGAGAAGUUGUCAAAAAAAGAACUCGAUAAGAUUCAGAAAGCAGAGCGAAAGGCCCAGCGCGAGCAGGAUCGUGCCCUGAUCCAGCAGCAGAAGGAGAACUUUGAGAGCGACAUGGUGGAGAUGGACAAAGCCAAGCUCGUGGACACUUCGAACCGAAUCUCCUACCUCCUUGGCCAAACAGAGCUGUUCAAACAUUUUAUUGAUUUGAAGAAGGCCAAGGAUCCCGAGUUUGCAAAGUUGUUAAAGGAACGCGGCGAGGAUGUGAAGGAGAAAGUCAAGGCGCCCAGGGGCUCUCGCAUCGGUCGCAAAACGGAAAAGGAGGAAGAUCAGGAGCUGUUGAACGACGAAGAGAACGAGAACGAUGACAGUUCUUUCGUGUUUACUGAAUCCCCUGCAUAUAUUAAGAACGGAGUUUUACGUGAUUAUCAAAUCCAAGGACUUAAUUGGAUGGUAUCAUUGUACAAGAACGGCAUCAACGGAAUUUUGGCGGACGAGAUGGGCUUGGGAAAGACUUUGCAGACGAUCUCAUUCCUAGGCUAUUUAAAGCACAUCCAAGGUGUUUCAGGCCCCCAUCUUGUCAUUGUACCAAAGUCAACCCUUCACAACUGGGAGAACGAGUUCCACAAAUGGCUCCCGGAUUUGAAUGUUUUUAUGCUCCAUGCUAACAAGGAAGAGCGCGCGGCAAUGAUUCAAUCGCGUCUUUUGACUCAGAAGUUCGACGUGUGCUUGACUUCGUACGACAUCUGUCUGCUGGAGAAGACUCACCUCAAGAAGUUUGCCUGGCAGUACAUUGUUAUUGACGAGGCUCAUCGUAUCAAAAACGAAAACUCCCAGCUUUCACAGAUCAUCCGCACCUUUAACUCCAAGAACCGACUCUUGAUCACAGGAACGCCCCUUCAGAACAAUCUGCAUGAACUCUGGGCUCUUCUUAAUUUCUUGCUACCGGAUGUUUUCAGCUCCUCAGAGGACUUUGAUGCGUGGUUCGAGAAUCAGGGCGGAGAUCAGGACAAGGUUGUUCAACAGCUACACAAGGUGCUACGCCCUUUCUUGUUGCGUCGCAUCAAGUCAGACGUGGAGAAGAGUUUACUGCCCAAGAAGGAGAUCAACCUGUAUGUUGGGUUGACGCCCAUGCAACGCAAGUGGUACCAGCGCAUUCUAGAGAAGGAUAUCGAUGCUGUCAAUGGAGCGGGCGCCAACAAGCGUGAGGGAAAGACCAGGCUGUUGAACAUUGUGAUGCAGCUCCGUAAAUGUUGUAAUCACCCCUACUUGUUCGAUGGUGCAGAACCUGGCCCACCUUACACUACCGACCAACACAUUAUCGACAAUGCAGGAAAAAUGGUCGUUUUGGACAAGCUGCUGAAGCGCAUGAAGGAGCAGGGAUCGCGUGUGCUGUUGUUCAGUCAAAUGAGUCGUGUUCUCGACAUCCUGGAGGAUUAUUGUGUUUUCCGUGGAUAUGAGUACUGCCGUAUCGAUGGCCAAACUAACCACGAAGAUCGAGUGAGCGCGAUUGAUGAAUAUAACAAACCUGAUAGCUCAAAGUUCAUCUUCUUGCUCACAACCAGAGCCGGAGGUCUUGGUAUCAAUCUGGUCACGGCUGAUAUCGUUGUCCUGUAUGACAGCGAUUGGAACCCUCAGGUGGAUCUUCAGGCACAGGAUCGAGCGCAUCGUAUCGGUCAAAAGAAGCAGGUCUACGUCUUCAGAUUCGUGACAGAGAAUGGGAUUGAGGAAAAGGUCUUGGAGCGUGCGGCACAAAAGCUGCGUUUGGAUCAGCUAGUCAUUCAACAAGGACGGAUGGCACAGCAACAAAAGAUCGCUAGCAAAGACGAACUAUUGACGAUGAUCCAACAUGGUGCAGCAGACGUGUUUAAAGCAGCUUCAGACAACUUCUCAUACGAUCCUGAUAUCGAGCAAAUCCUUCGUCGUGGAGAAGAAAAGACGGCGGAGCUCAACCAAAAGUACUCCAAUGUCGGAAUUGAAGAUUUGGCAAAGUUUACCAACGCCGAAGGAAGCGCAUAUGACUGGCAAGGAGAGGACUGGAGCAACAAGAGAAAGGCCGACGGCAGUCUUCUCUGGAUUACGCCUGCAAAGAGAGAGCGCAAGGCCAACUAUGCGGUCGAUGACUAUUACAGAGAUGCUUUGCGUGUUGCACCAAAGGCGCCAACGAACAGGGCACCACGCCCUCCAAAAACACUCAAUAUCCAGGAUUUCCAGUUCUAUCCACAGCGUCUUCAUGAGCUCCAGGAGAAGGAAGUCUUGUUUUAUCGCAAAUCGAUUGGCUAUCGUGUACCAAAGGCUGUCGGCGCUGAGGCGGCUAAUAUGACCGAACAGGAGCUCGAGGAGCAACAACAUCGUGAGCAGGCGUUGAUCGACACCGCAGAGCCUUUGACAGACGAGGAAGUGGCCGAUAAGGAAGAACUCUUGCAAGAAGGAUUUGAGAACUGGAGCAAGCGCGAUUUUAUUUCAUUCUACAAGGCCUGCGAGAAGUUUGGACGCAGCAAUUUGUCGGAGAUUGCUAAUGAGAUUGAAGGGAAGACGCCUGCGGAAGUCAAGGCCUACUCCAAGGUCUUCUGGAAGCGUUACACGGAGAUUGCAGAUCAUGAGCGCAUCAUCGCAGCUAUUGAAAAGGGUGAAAGCAAGCUGCAGCGUCAGUCAGACAUACAAGAUCAACUCAGCGCAGUCAUUCACCGUCAUCGCGUGCCGCUGCAGCAGCUCAAGAUUACUUACAAUCAGACAAAGACCAAGAAUUACACUGAAGAGGAGGAUCGAUUUUUGAUUGUCAUGCUGGAGCGCCUUGGAUACGGUUCUGACGAUGUAUAUGACAGGAUCAGGGAUGAAAUUCGAAAGAGCCCACUCUUCCGUUUUGACUGGUUCUUGAAGAGCCGCACGCCUCUCGAACUUCAGCGGCGAUGUGCUUACUUGAUCAAGUGCCUGAUCUCGGACGACAAGCUGGAUGAGCCUGUCAAGGCUGUGAAGAAGGAAGACACACCGGUGAAGAAGACAAAGGGAGUAGCAACCCCGUCAAGCAGAGCCUCGCCGGCAUCGUCUCUCAAGAACUCGCCAGCGACCUCAAGGAAGGCUUCUCCUGCCGUUUCCAGCAAGGCAUCACCCGCAGCUAGUAAAUCAUCUCCGGCCAGCACGGGCUCACGCUCAAGUAGAAGAAGAUAG